CCACUAUUCAUAUAGGGGAUGCAUCUUCUCAUUGUUUUGUACAGGGUUUCACCUUUCCACACAAAACCCAGUCUUGUUGCUUCUCUCCACUAUCCACUCCCACACUUUACUGUAAGAGCCACCACAAAAUCCUCCUCUGAUCGCUUUAAAUCCUCUCUCUUCCUCCGGUAAAACCAUAAAUUCCUGUGAAAAACCGACAGACCCCCCACCCUGUUGCUUCUCUCUCUCAGUCUCUUUCAGCACGAACCCUCUCUGCCUCUUCUUCCUAUUUCCCUUACUCAUCUCCUUCUCUCUUCUCUCACUAGUUGACUGCGAACAAGCUGGUUGGGGAUUUUGGUUCCAGGUUCUCCAACACUAAAGACACGAACGGGGCACGAACAGUAAAGGAAAUGAGUUGGUCAUCGAGUGAUAAUUUUUUCGUUAACUCAAAAUUAGAGGUAUUCUCGGUCGACUUCUUUUUUGAACCAUUAGAAUUGACAAAGUGCAAAGCUGUCGUCUAUGAUGGACCGAAGAGUGAUGAUUUCAAGAGGUUCUUGCGUUCUAGGAACUUUCAAGUAAAUCGUCAAGGAAAGGUUAUUGUACAUGUCCAAAAGUGUGAUGACAAUGGUGAAUUCCUUGAAUGUCAGUAUGAUUCCUUCCUUCUAGAAAUGGUGGUACCAUUGGGCGCUUUUGGUUUCUCAAACGUACCAUUACCAAAGCCACAAGCAAUGAACAAAUUGCAGAGCGUCCUGGACAAUACCAAGGCUGAACUGGCGAAAAACAAUGAUGAGCUUAACGAAUUGCGAAGCCUCCUGGACAAUACCAAGACUGAAUUAGCGAAGAAGAAUGAUGAGCUAAAUGAAUUAAAGAAGCAGAAGAUUGAUCAAGAUUGGAAUGCUGAACGGUUCCGAUUGACUAUCAUUGCGAUCACAAACUCAGUGAAGAGAGUGUUUGUUGACUUUGGUCUUGAACCACUGGCAAGUGGAGAUCCAGAGUCUGUGUUGAGAUUUCUUGAGAUUUUACAUGAUCUAUUCCUUCACAAAGAGUUUAGUGCCACUUUCUUAGUCACUGCGAAUGAUAUACUGACCUCGAUUACAAGUAUAUUUGACAAACGCAUUGGCUUAAGCAUUGGCAUGGAAACGAAUAGUUCGACCACACCAGCCCAUCUCAUUAAGAAUCUAUUUACCUUAAGAGGCUUUAUGGAUUCUCACUUCUUUAUUGAUGGAAGCGUUAUUAUUAGGGAUUUGCAUCUGAUGAAUGAGGAUGACCUCCCAAUUAUCUUUCGGGAUUCCAUGGCAGAUGUGGCUGAGCUGAAACAGAAGAAGAAAGGUACAAAAUCAAUUAAUAACAUCGACAAAAACUCCAUCUUCUAUGGGUAUUUCAACAUUCCAAUGGUGGGGAUGUUCAAGGGUGUUUUAACAAGAGUUCAUGUCACAUUGCCGGAUGAGAUCAUGGUGAAACUUAGAGAAGGCAAACAUAACCUUAAUGAUAAAAGGUUUUGGUUUGUAUAUGCCAAUGGGUCAGGCAUAUUUCAACAGGAGGCUUUAAGUCCUGAAUCAAUGGAUAAUUUAGAUAAAGUCAAAUUCGUCCCUUCACGGGUCUUAGGUGGCCAGACAAACUUCUUAGGUUUUUUGCUUAGGAUGAAUCGAACCUUCGUCAACAAGAAUGGGACAUAUCUCAAGUUCGACUUUAUUGCAGCCAAGUGUUCAGGUGUGAAGAACGAUAAUGUCCUUCGCUAUUUUGACAAGGAUUUUGCAUUGAUUAAACCUUUUAAGUUGGUGCAAUUUGAUGCAAAUGAAUGUGCAACUGAUAUCAUUGAACGAAAUGCUUCAGGCCCUGGGUUAUGGACAAAUCAGAGUCAGAAAGAUGCCGCCUGGAUUGUAAAUGAAGCUCUGGGUAAUAGCUGUUCUUUCAUGUUGAAUGGUAUCUGUUUUAUUGGGAAACUAACAAAAGCCUCCGGUACUUUCUGCAAUAAUGCUUUGGUUAGUGUAUUCUUUGAACAAACCCAACAUGGGGAGAAUUGUUAUGUGGAUGCUCUAGCAACAACUUUCUUUGUUUUAGAAACAGAGAAAAUAAUUUCGUUUGACAAUGGUAAAAAAAAGGCUCUGGAAUUUACUUAGUAGGCGGUCCUGUAGUUCAUUUGGUCGUUUAUUAUAUUUUAGUCUGUUUAAUCAGUUUUGUUAUAUAGGUAAACUUUGAGGCUACCUUGAAUUGACUGGUCACACUAUUGUAUUGUCUCUUCCUUGGAGAUGUCAGUUUAAUUGUGCUUUAGUUGGUUCCCCA
Molecule: messenger RNA, 2262 nt
Organism: Macadamia integrifolia
Lineage: Eukaryota; Viridiplantae; Streptophyta; Magnoliopsida; Proteales; Proteaceae
Exons: 2
Coding region: 390-2099 (569 amino acids)
Source: RefSeq, a predicted model, not a curated record